Molecule: messenger RNA, 810 nt
Organism: Scaptodrosophila lebanonensis
Lineage: Eukaryota; Metazoa; Arthropoda; Insecta; Diptera; Drosophilidae
Source: RefSeq, a predicted model, not a curated record
GCCCAUGCUAGUAAGUGUGUCGCGCACGUUUAUGACAAUUUGAUUGGAGCUACACAUCCGCCGCGCCAUGUGUUGCCGCUCCAGUUGCGGCGUUAAGUCAACCACAGAAGACAACAAUAAGUCACAGCAGUGGAGUCGUGGAAGCAUGACCAAGAGCCACAACUCAAUUGCAUCAAGGCCGCGAUGCCCGACAGUCGUCAGGUGGCCAUAAGCAGCGUUACAACUAUGGAGUUCUGCAGCGUGAUGAGCACACCUGAACGCUUCGGCAACUGCUUGUCGACCCUUCAGCUGCAGGAGCUGCUCAUUUUGAAGAAAUCUGUGGAGCGCAUGGCCAGCGAAAAGAAUAGUGACCUGAACAUUGCUGACCCCCAGGAGAGUUGCAGUCGGUCCUCCACCACACCAGAGCAGCCUCAGCGCAUGGCUCUAAUGGCAGCCGAUCGUGGGGAUCAUCAUCCACCACACAGUGGUAGCGGUAUGGGCGGUUCCUGGGAAAGCGAUCACCAUGCGCCCGCUUGGGUCGAGCCGAAACCCUCUAAGCUGCAAACACUUUUCCAAAUCAGUAUUACGGCCCUAGCAUUUCUCUCUUUUGGCGGCUACUUGCUUUGUCUCAUCGUUCAUGCUAUCAAGAGCAAGGGGACCACAUACUUUCAUCCGGUGGCCACCGCCGCCGCCACCACAACUAAUGGCAAUGUGAAGCGCAUCAAGAUAUAUAGACGGAGUAAGCGACAGGCAGAUGCCAGGCACCGGUUGCUGCUACAGGACUAUGCGACGUACAUGAGGGCAGUACGUGACAAACCAAGCUGGCCUAUG